Messenger RNA from Beauveria bassiana ARSEF 2860, 1893 nucleotides. RefSeq names its product Transcription factor, fork head. The record is from RefSeq and is a predicted model, not a curated record. Gene Ontology annotation, molecular function: DNA-binding transcription factor activity, RNA polymerase II-specific; RNA polymerase II cis-regulatory region sequence-specific DNA binding; protein binding. Gene Ontology annotation, biological process: regulation of transcription by RNA polymerase II. The transcript is spliced from 3 exons. NCBI's taxonomy places the organism in Eukaryota, Fungi, Ascomycota, Sordariomycetes, Hypocreales, Cordycipitaceae. Bases 1 to 1893 code for a protein of 630 amino acids.
AUGCCACCAUCUACGAAAAGAGCCCAGCGCGGUCGUCGCGACUUGCGCCUUGGCAGAGAUGCAAGAACGAUCAGUUCCACGGAUGCCGAAAUGGACCCAUCCUCAUCACCGACUAGACCUGCCAAGCGUCGCAAGAAGGCUACGUCGCCAGAGUCUGAUCGAAGAUCGUCCAACAUCGAUAACGAUAACGCACCGCCGACCGACGAUGACCAAAUCGUGUCCCAAGUCACACAGCAGCUUAAGUCACAGGCUGUUCAGGCCAGCAAAGACCACGCCAAUGCCAUCCAUGAAGCUAACGGCGAUGGCGUCAAGGCCUACGCCAAAGUUGCCGCUCAGGACUGGACAUUCUACAUAACAAAGCUCGCCGUGAAUAUCGGCCGUGCUCCCGAGGUCGCCCAAGGUACUGAACAAGAGGCAGAGGACCAAGAUCAUGUACACAUUGACUUGGGUCCCAGCAAAAUGGUCUCUCGAGCGCAUGCUGCCAUCGUCUUUGACUCCAAAGACGAAAAAUGGCUCCUUCAGGUCAAGGGUCGAAAUGGCGCCAGGAUUGACGGCCAGUCCUUGAAGCCCCGCGUCAGUCAUCCUCUGACCAGCGGCGAGGUCAUUGAGAUUGGCAACGUCGAAAUGAUGUUUGUGCUGCCCUCAGAGAUUAGUCCACUGCAUGUCCACCCUUCAUUUCUACAGAGGUGUGGCUUACCCGACGACAUACCCGCUUCUCGCCGCCCGCCAGCGAUUGCUCCUGCCCCAGUCAACUAUAAGCGAUUAGGUACUCCCCCUUCGACGCGGCGAACUGACCUCAAGUCUCCUGCCGUUAGCACCCCUGCAGUCAUCAUUGGCGCCAGUGGUGUCGAUCUCAGCCUCGACGACAACCAGCACAUCAAGCCACAGUACAGCUAUGCGCAAAUGAUUACUCAAGCAAUCCUGAAUGCGCCCGAUGAGAAGCUGAACUUGAACGGAAUCUAUACAUAUAUAAUGGACACUUAUUCAUACUAUCGCAAGCAGCAAGCAGCAGGAUGGCAGAACUCCAUCAGACACAAUCUGUCGCUCAACAAGAGUUUUGACAAGGUAGCAAGAUCUACGGACGAACCCGGCAAAGGCAUGAAAUGGCAGAUCGUUUCCGAGGCUCGGGAAGAAAUGGUCCGCAAUGCGUACAAGGUUGGACGUGGUGGUCAUCGUGGGUCGUCAGCUCCUUCGUCACCGAACCAGCUCAACUACAUUACACAAGGGCCAAAGGAUAUGGCUGGCAGGGAUACACCAACUGGCAGGAAGCGUCGAGCCUCGCCUCUCACUUCGCCAGUGCCGCGAUCAUCUCUACGCAUGUCUCAGUCAACGCCAAACCGUUCUGAUCGCUCAGGCCUGAAUGCGACUUUGACCGCAGACGGCAGCCCAUUGCCAAGACAGCGAAAGACGAUGGAUGCAGAAUCAUCUUUCGCGGGCUACCAGCCGCAAUCACCAACCUUGACCUCGUCGUAUCAGGACGAUAAUUCGGCAUUUGUCACGCCUGCACCACCGCGCAUACACCCCAGGCUUGCGCCUCCAAGCACUGCGCAACGGCCGAGUCAACAUAUGCCAACUAGCUCCCCGGCGCCUUUCUGGAGAUAUGCCGAGAUAGGAAGCACGCCACUCAAGCCGAUGGCAGCUUACGAGAGUCCGUCAAAGACGAGAGGACCAAUGCCGCCUCAGAGCAGCAGCCCGCCGCCCAUGGGCAAAUCCCCCCCCAGCAGCCCAACGAGGCCGCAACUGCCAGUACAAAAAACGGUAGAGGAGCCAAAUACGGCCGAGGUGGAGGAAGAAGGCUUUGAUUUGACAAAGGGUUUCCAAAGUAUAAGCGCAUAUCAUGCUCCUGUCGGGCGAGGGUUACCAGUACCAAAAGCGCUGAAGGGAAAAACUUGA